UCGUCGCAUCUCUUUCGACGUGUAGAAAGCAGGUGGAGUUGAAGUCACUUUUCCAGCUGCCGUUUUCAGCUUCACAUCAUUCAUUUUCUUUUAACAUUGAACUGGAAUCUAGAGAGCCUAGGGUAGUAUGUUGGCACCGGACAAGCGGAACUGACUCCCGACCCUGUCCCAUCUGCACUCCAUUCCUCACCUAUUGUCUUGGACUUAUCAUGUGGCUGUUUCUGCUGCCCACAUUCCUGCUUUCCUGCCCUUUUGUUUGCACCUCAAGGCCACACUCUGACCAAGUGGCCGUGGCUGAAGGUCAAGCCCAGCUGCAGCGGCUGAAUGAAUUUGCCAGACAGCCUCGCUAUGGUGCCUGCUGGAUAACUGCUUUGGAGAGGGUCCAUAUUGGAUGUAAGGAAUUUACAGAUGAAGCACAAAGUCGCAUUGCUCUGGGAUUCACUCACUGUCAUCUGCAGAGGUCUGGCCGCUCAUUUCCUGCUUGCUCUGAGGAGGACUCUAUUCAAGUGUGCACUCAGCAUAUGGACAGCGUGGCCUUUGGAGUUUACACUGAAUUCUUCACUCACACUCAUAGCAUUUGUUAUUUCUUACAAAAUGAGAUUUGGCAGCAGCAGGCCGAAAACACCAUCGACAGGCUGAUGCAGAAUUCAGCUAAUGUUGCAAAGAAUUUAGAAGCCACAAACAGUAUGGCAGAGCGGAUAGUAGAAGCCCAAAAUACUGCCCUCAAAUCACAGGAGGAGAUUCUGAAGAACGGAAACAUUCUGAAGCAGACUUUGCAGGACUCGACACAGGGUGUAAAACGAGUAUUUGAAGAGAUGAAGCAUUCUGCCAAUGAACAGCAGCUGAUUUUCUCUGAGAUAUUCAACCGUCUUUCGUAUCUGCAGAGCUUUGUGGUGACCGAAUCUAACACGCUGUACUCCCUCCUGGUCAAUCUAAUGGCUUUGGGGGCUGUGUUUCUGGUGACGUCCACCACACGCACCUCUGGGGCAAGGCUGUUCCUCUUCAGUCUGGUGGCACUCAAUGUGUACCUGGAGAGACUAAUUUGCAGCAUGGUGAUGGAAUCAAAUGAAUCGGGUUUUGAUCAAGCAAAUCGUAUUGCUUUUCUGGUGGGUGUCCUGCGCCGAUGUAUGAUUGGACUAGGGAUCCUUGUUUUGGUGUAUUUUAUCAUUCGCUUCAGAGACCUAGGUCAAGAGAGCUUGGAGAUCUUGAAGGAACUGAAGGAAACUCAGUCGAAUCUGCAGCAAGCACUCAGAGAAGCUGAGAAAAUAAUUCGACCACUUGAGGCUGAAUUACAAAUUUGGGAGAAGCAGCCACUUUUGGAGAGCACACGACUUGACUCUGGGAUCCUGGAAGUUUCAACCUCAUCUCCACGUAUUUGCAUGCUGGAAGAGACUGUAGUCCAGAAAGACCCCCAUUCAUCUGAUAUCCAAAACAGCACAAAACUGCCAUCUGAUGUCAAAGAUACUCCAAAGCGAGUGAGGCAGAAGCAGACCAGCCGGAGGUACAGCUGUCAGUCGCCCAGUGCAGUGGUUUACAGUGUUCUUGUGGAUGACGACACAGCAAAGACAAGGUACAAUCUUAGGAAUCGGAGAUCAAUACCUGGCCACUUCCCAGCUGAAGGAUCAAAGUAGUGGAGGAUGACUGAAAGACUCUUAAGAAUCACUUUUUUCACAGAGAAAUAUUUUUUAAUUUAAUUUUUUUAAUAAUAAACUUGUAUAGAAUUGA
Messenger RNA from Polypterus senegalus (gray bichir), 1725 nucleotides. RefSeq lists its product as uncharacterized. Lineage: Eukaryota; Metazoa; Chordata; Cladistia; Polypteriformes; Polypteridae. The transcript is spliced from 10 exons. The record is from RefSeq and is a predicted model, not a curated record. Bases 210 to 1631 code for a protein of 473 amino acids.